Dictyostelium discoideum AX4 is the source of this 1332-nucleotide messenger RNA. RefSeq lists its product as hypothetical. The transcript has 3 exons. NCBI's taxonomy places the organism in Eukaryota, Evosea, Eumycetozoa, Dictyosteliales, Dictyosteliaceae. Bases 1 to 1332 code for a protein of 443 amino acids. The record is from RefSeq and is a predicted model, not a curated record.
AUGAAUAUAAUUAGAACUACCCAAACAUUAAAUGCUCAAUCAAAGCAAUUGUUUAGGUCUUAUUCAUCACUUACACCAUCACAACAUCUUCCAAAGAAACUUAAUUUCCCAAUAAAAAACAAAUUUCAUCCAGUAGAUUCUAUUAAAGCAGUAAAUAAAACACGUCAUUCAAUAUUUAAAGCAAGAAAAUCAUUAGAUAGAGGUUUAUUAAAAAAAGCAGAAGAUUUGCUGUGUCAUCUAAAAAUUGAUUUAGCAUCAUCAUUAUAUGCAUAUCCAACAUAUGCACUUGGAUUAGUUUCAUUAAAAAAAGGUUAUUAUUCGACUAGUGAAGAUCUUUUAAGAGAUUCUUUGAGAAGAAGUGAAGCAAUCGAUAACAUUAGUAAAAAUGUUAGAAAGAAUAUGAUAGAGUCUACAAAUGAUUUAGGUUUAGCAUUAUUAAGACAAGGUGACUAUGGAAAAUCUUUUUCAAAUUUCUCUAAAGCAGAAGAAAUGGUCAAAGAAGAAAUGCUUAACGAUAAUAUUGAUCUUUACUUUUUACUUCCAGCAAUUUACUCAAAUAUUGGCGAAUAUUAUAGAGAAUUUCAUUGUUAUGAUACAUCGAUUGAGUUUCAUGCAAGAGCACAUAAUUGUUUAUUAGCAUUUCCAGAAGAACAAUUAAAUUUAGCAAGAUGUCUCCUUAAUAGAGGACAAUUAUAUAGAAUAUCCAAUCAAAUCGAGGUAGGCAAAGAGUUUUUAGAUGCUGGUCAAAAGAAAUUGAUAAGUUAUUUGAACUCUAUAGACUCAAGACCAACACCAAAUCAUAUGGAUUGGUCAAAAUUUUUAAUGGAGUAUGGACAUUAUUAUUUCAGUAUAGGUAAUAUUGAAAAAGCUAGAAAAAAGUUUACCUCUGCAAAAGAUCAUUUCAUAUCAAUGGAUAAUUCAGAAACACCAGAUGCAAUUAUAAACAUGAUCAAUCUCGCCAUCAUUGAAAAAAAUUUCCCAACCUUACCAUCAGCUCAAUCCGACACUUACAUCUCUGAAAUUUUAGCUUCCAUUCAAUCACCACUUCACAAAUUAAAGAAUCAAAGAUUCAAUUUAGAUUCAUAUGAAAUAGAUUCAGCAAUUCAAAGUUUAGUGAAUGAUCCAAUUCAAACAACAACAACUACAACAACUACAACAACACCAAAUCACAAUAACAAUACUAAAGCGGCAUCCAAAAAUACUAACAUCACUUUUAAACCAGAAAUCACUUUUAAACCAGAACCAAGUAAAGUGAAAUUAGUUGAACCACUUGCAUUCCAAUUAAUGUUUAUUGAAUCUCAAACUCAACCAAGCUUCGGGUUAAAAUAUUAA